AUGUUGUCGCUGACUAGGCAACUGCUCUCCAAGCGUGGAGGCGCAGUCUUUGGCACAACCCUGCGACAGGCGUCCAAGUACAGCCGAAGCAAUGCCCUCUCUACAUUGGCUAUCCUAGAGCAGCGAGACGGCCAGCUGAUUCAAGGCUCGCUCAGUGCUGUUACAGCGGGCACCAAGCUUGGCGGCUCUGUUCACGCCUUUCUGGCCGGCAGCAGUGUUUCAACGGCGGCAGAGCAGGCUGCCAAAGUAAACGGGCUGGAAAAGAUCAUCACCGUAGAGAACGGUGCCUAUGACAAAGGCCUUCCAGAGAACUAUGCGCCAUUGUUGGUUGAGAACAUCAAGAAGGGCGGCUACACCCACGUCAUUGCCGGCCACACAGCUUUCGGCAAAAGCGUCCUACCGAGAGUUGCAGCCCUGCUUGACUCGCAGCAGAUUUCGGAUGUCACAGCUAUCGAAGACGAAAAGACAUUCGUCCGCCCCAUAUAUGCCGGAAACGCCAUAGCUACCGUCGAAUCUACCGAUGCCAUCAAGAUUCUCACCAUCCGUGGCACAGCCUUUCCCGCUGCAACCCCCGAACAGGCCUCUACCCCCAUCGAGAGCGGAGUGGAUGCCAAAUCAGAGGCUGCUUCAGAGUGGGUGUCUGAGGACUUGGCCAAGUCGGAUCGCCCAGAUCUUUCUACCGCUGGCAAGGUGGUCUCGGGAGGUCGUGGACUCAAGUCAAAGGAGGAAUUCGACAAGGUCAUGCUGCCUCUGGCUGAUGCGCUGGGUGCCGCCGUUGGCGCAUCACGAGCCGCUGUCGACAGCGGAUACGCAGACAACAGUCUCCAGGUUGGACAGACUGGAAAGGUUGUUGCCCCUCAGCUGUACAUGGCCGUUGGAAUCUCAGGCGCCAUCCAGCACUUGGCGGGCAUGAAGGAUAGCAAGGUCAUUGCGGCCAUCAACAAAGAUCCUGAUGCGCCCAUCUUCCAGAUCGCCGAUGUCGGACUCGUCGGUGACCUCUUCGAAAAGGUCCCGGAAUUAACAGAGAAGAUUAAGAGCUCUUAA
This is a messenger RNA of Trichoderma breve, 1044 nucleotides long. RefSeq names its product electron transfer flavoprotein domain-containing protein. Lineage: Eukaryota; Fungi; Ascomycota; Sordariomycetes; Hypocreales; Hypocreaceae. The transcript has 2 exons. Gene Ontology annotation, cellular component: mitochondrion. Gene Ontology annotation, molecular function: flavin adenine dinucleotide binding; electron transfer activity. Bases 1 to 1044 code for a protein of 347 amino acids. The record is from RefSeq and is a predicted model, not a curated record.